AUGCAGCAAACAUGUCCGGACGCGGUAAAGGCGGAAAGCUGCGUUCCAAGGCGCGGAGUCGGUCGGCGAGGGCCGGUCUACAGUUCCCGGUGGGUCGCGUGCACCGCUUCCUGAGGAAAGGCCGGUACGCCGAGAGGAUCGGGGCGGGCGCUCCCGUGUACCUGGCGGCCGUGCUGGAGUACCUUACCGCAGAGGUGCUGGAGUUGGCCGGUAACGCUGCCCGUGACAACAAGAAGACGCGGAUCAUCCCCCGUCACCUUCAGCUGGCCGUCCGUAACGACGAGGAACUCAACAGUCUGCUGUCGGGCGUGACCAUUGCACAGGGAGGGGUGCUGCCAAACAUCAACAACGCUCUCCUCCCAAAGAAGGCGUCGGCUGGGUUUAAAAGUACUAAAUCUCCGAGUCAAAGCCAAGACUACUAA
This is a messenger RNA of Branchiostoma belcheri (Belcher's lancelet), 422 nucleotides long. RefSeq names its product late histone H2A.2.2-like. Gene Ontology annotation, molecular function: DNA binding; structural constituent of chromatin; protein heterodimerization activity. Bases 12 to 422 code for a protein of 136 amino acids. The record is from RefSeq and is a predicted model, not a curated record. The transcript has 2 exons. Lineage: Eukaryota; Metazoa; Chordata; Leptocardii; Amphioxiformes; Branchiostomatidae. Gene Ontology annotation, cellular component: nucleosome.